This is a messenger RNA of Penicillium brasilianum, 1918 nucleotides long. NCBI's taxonomy places the organism in Eukaryota, Fungi, Ascomycota, Eurotiomycetes, Eurotiales, Aspergillaceae. The record is from the annotation of a GenBank genome assembly.
CCGACCCCUCAGGUUUGUUGUUGUUUCCCAGUCACCUGACUGCCAGCAGACUAGCAAAAGGCGGUGACCCGCGGCCAAGUCGCCGUGCCAGCAGCCAAUCAGAACGCCCGACGCGACCCAACGAACGGAUCAACAACGAACUCCCCCCCUGCGGCAGCACAGACGCCCUCCUCCACAACAUUUCUGCUCUUCUUCUUCGACUCGAGCAGAGAUUCCAUUCCUCCCAUUCUUGGUCCCGUGUUUGUUAUUGGGUCCUGCCUUCACCCCUCCUUAAUUUUCACACCUUCCAAACCACCCACCCAACACAAUGAGAGAGAUUAUCAGCUUGAACGUCGGCCAGGCCGGUUGCCAGAUUGCCAACUCCUGCUGGGAGCUGUACUGCCUGGAGCACGGUAUCCAGCCCGAUGGACACCUCACCGAGGAGCGCAAGAAGGCCGACCCCGACCACGGCUUCAGCACUUUCUUCUCUGAGACUGGCUCCGGCCGCUACGUUCCUCGCACCAUCUACUGCGAUCUCGAGCCCAAUGUCGUCGAUGAGGUCCGCACUGGUACCUACCGCUCGCUCUUCCACCCCGAGCAGAUGAUCACUGGCAAGGAGGAUGCUUCCAACAACUACGCCCGUGGUCACUACACCGUCGGUAAGGAGAUGAUUGACCAGGUUCUCGACAAGGUCCGCCGUGUGGCCGACUCCUGUGCCGGUCUCCAAGGCUUCCUGGUCUUCCACUCCUUCGGUGGUGGUACCGGUUCCGGUUUCGGUGCUCUCCUGAUGGAGCGUCUGUCCGUCGACUACGGCAAGAAGUCCAAGCUGGAGUUCUGUGUCUACCCAGCUCCCCAGAACGCCACCUCCGUCGUUGAGCCCUACAACUCCAUUCUCACCACUCACACCACUCUGGAGCACUCCGACUGCUCGUUCAUGGUCGACAACGAGGCCAUCUACGACAUCUGCCGUCGCAACCUCGGCAUUGAGCGCCCCAGCUACGAGAACUUGAACCGCCUGAUCGCUCAGGUCGUCUCCUCCAUCACUGCCUCGCUCCGCUUCGACGGUUCCCUGAACGUCGACCUGAACGAGUUCCAGACCAACCUGGUCCCUUACCCCCGUAUUCACUUCCCUCUGGUCGCUUACUCGCCCGUCAUCUCUGCCGACAAGGCCUCCCACGAGGCUAACUCAGUUACCGAGAUCACCUCCAACUGCUUCGAGCCCAACAACCAGAUGGUCAAGUGUGACCCCCGCAACGGCAAGUACAUGGCUACCUGCCUGCUCUACCGUGGUGAUGUCGUCCCCAAGGAUGCUCACGCUGCCGUGGCUACCCUCAAGACCAAGCGUACCAUCCAGUUCGUCGACUGGUGCCCUACUGGCUUCAAGCUCGGUAUCUGCUACCAGCCCCCCAAGCAGGUCCCCAACGGCGACCUUGCCAACCUCAGCCGCGCUGUCUGCAUGCUGUCCAACACCACCGCCAUCGCCGAGGCCUGGUCCGCUCUCGACCACAAGUUCGACCUCAUGUACUCCAAGCGUGCCUUCGUCCACUGGUACGUUGGCGAGGGUAUGGAGGAGGGUGAGUUCUCCGAGGCUCGUGAGGAUCUCGCUGCUCUGGAGCGCGAUUACGAGGAGGUCGCCAGCGACUCCCUGGAGGAGGAGGAGCUGGAGCCCGAGUACUAGAUCGGGUAUGCUACGUGAUUGUUUGUGGAGGAGGGGGUUUGAUUUCCGCUGUUUGUUUGGGAGACAAACUCCGACCUUUACAGCUCAGUUUUGCUAGCCUGCCUACAUCUAUCGGACUCCUUGCAAAUAGAGGAACAUAGGUCUCCGUCCGACGAUGUCUACUGGUUUUGUUGUUCGAUAUAUCUUUAAUAUCCCUGAAGCAGCGAUAAAUUUUUCCACUCGUUCCUAUCUUAUUCUCUCUCUCUCUCCCUUUUUCUCUGU